Rana temporaria (common frog) is the source of this 4731-nucleotide messenger RNA. RefSeq names its product 5-oxoprolinase, ATP-hydrolysing (gene OPLAH). The record is from RefSeq and is a predicted model, not a curated record. Bases 152 to 4111 code for a protein of 1319 amino acids. Gene Ontology annotation, cellular component: cytosol. Gene Ontology annotation, molecular function: 5-oxoprolinase (ATP-hydrolyzing) activity. Gene Ontology annotation, biological process: glutathione metabolic process. Lineage: Eukaryota; Metazoa; Chordata; Amphibia; Anura; Ranidae. The transcript is spliced from 27 exons.
UUCCUUCCCUGUCCACCACAGGGGGGGGUGGGGUUACGUUUCCACUGCUGGCCAAUCCCAGCAGGAAGCUCUCAUGGCCUGGCCAGCAAUUGGCUGCCCAGGAGGCGUGUCCUUUUAAACCUCCUUGUGGAAUGUAUAAAGCAGCCGUCCAAUGGGAGAGCCACACUGGCAGCUCGUGUUACUCAGCAGACCGGCGAGAGAUCCAGGAAUGAGGCAUCAUCCGCCCAUCAUGGGGGUUCCAGAGAAGUUCCAGUUUGCCAUAGACCGAGGCGGGACUUUCACAGAUGUGUUCGCACGUUGUCCCGGGGGUAAAGUCCGCGUCAUGAAGCUGCUGUCCGAGGACCCGGCAAACUACAAGGAUGCCCCGACUGAGGGUAUCCGCCGGAUCCUAGAGGAGGAAACGGGCUCCGCCUUCCCUCGGGAUCGGCCCCUGGACACUCAGCAGAUCGAAUGGAUCCGGAUGGGGACCACCGUGGCCACCAACGCCCUGCUGGAAAGAAAGGGAGAACGGAUCGCUCUGCUCAUUACCAAGGGCUUCAAAGAUCUCCUCCACAUCGGGAACCAGGCCAGACCCAAGAUCUUCGACCUGGAGGUGCGGGUGCCGGAGGUGCUGUAUGAAGAGGUGAUAGAGGUGGAGGAGAGGAUCGUCCUCCAGCAAUCUGCCUGUCGGCUCCAAAAACUCCCUUCAAUGAAGACCUUCAUAGGUUCCACAGGGGACUCCCUGGAGGUCUGGGAACCGGUGAAUCUGGAAGAUCUGAAGAUCAAGCUGCAGGGGGCGCUGUCCCGCGGGAUCCGCAGCCUGGCGGUGGUCCUGAUGCACUCCUACACGUGGUCCUCACAUGAACACCAGGUUGGAGAACUGGCCCGUUCCCUGGGCUUCACCCACGUCUCUCUCUCCUCGGAGGUGAUGCCGAUGAUCCGCAUGGUGCCCAGGGGCUACACCGCCUGUGCCGAUGCCUAUCUGACCCCCUGUAUACAGAGAUACCUGGACGGGUUCAGCCGAGGCUUCCGGAACCAACUGAAGGAUAUACAGGUCCUCUUCAUGCGUUCGGAUGGAGGCCUGACUCCCAUGCACAGCUUCAGCGGUUCCCGCGCCAUCCUCUCCGGACCAGCAGGGGGCGUGGUGGGGUACGCCAUCACCACCUAUCAGCCCGGCGACCCCCAGCCUGUCAUUGGCUUCGAUAUGGGAGGUACAUCUACGGACGUCAGUCGGUACGCCGGCGAGUAUGAACACGUGUUUGAAGCCACCACGGCCGGAAUCAGUAUCCAGGCCCCGCAGCUGGACAUCAACACGGUGGCUGCGGGAGGAGGCUCCAUGCUUUUCUUCAGGUCAGGAUUGUUUGUGGUCGGCCCCGAGUCUGCCGGAGCCCAUCCAGGUCCUGCAUGCUACAGGAAAGGGGGCCCCCUUACCGUGACGGAUGCCAACCUCUGCCUGGGCCGCUUGAUGCCCGACUACUUUCCUCGCAUCUUUGGCCCCUCGGAGGACCAACCUCUCUCCAAAGAAGACACGGCCCAGAAGUUCCAGCAACUGACUGCCGAGAUUAACCAGUUCCAGCACAGCCGUCCAGGUGGAGGAGCGCCCCUCAGCGUAGAGGAAGUGGCCAUGGGCUUCAUCAGGGUGGCCAACGAGGCCAUGUGUCGGCCAAUCAGAUCACUUACUCAGGCGAAAGGCCAUGACACUUCUCGUCAUGUGUUGGCGUGUUUUGGUGGUGCAGGAGGUCAGCAUGCUUGCGCCAUCGCCCGCUCAUUGGGAAUGAAAACGGUCUUUAUUCACAAGUAUGGUGGAAUCCUGUCGGCAUUCGGCAUGGCUCUGGCAGACGUGGUACAUGAGGCCCAGGAGCCGUGCUCUGUGAUGUACAGCAAAGACUCCUUCCCUCUCCUGGAGGAACGGAUCUCCGCUCUGGAACAGCAGUGUAUUGGGGCUCUCCAGCAACAGGGAUUUCACAGAUCACAGAUCGUCACGGAGCCGUUCCUGCACCUGCGCUACGAGCGUACGGACUGCGCCCUCAUGUGUUCAGCCAAGGGAUACCCAGCAGACCCGCAAUCCUGCCGUGCCGGGGACUUCAAGAACGCCUUCACAGCCAGGUACAUGAAGGAGUUCGGAUUUACCAUCCCAUCCAGGCCCAUUGUGGUGGAUGACAUCCGGGUACGGGGGACUGGCAGUACUGGUAUCCGCUGCGAGAGCCGCAUCCAACCCAGCGGGCAGCCGGCCCGUAUAGAGAAGGUAACCAAAUGCUACUUCGAAGAAGGGUACAAGGACACCCACGUGUACCUCUUGGAGGAGUUGUCAUGUGACCACGCCCUCCCUGGACCCGCCAUCAUUAUUGAUCAGAACAGCACCAUCCUGGUGGAACCGGACUGUACGGCUUCCAUCACGGAAUACGGGGACGUCCAGAUCACAGUGGGAAGCGGGAAACAUCAGGCGAUCGGCACAGAACUGGACACCAUCCAGCUGUCCAUCUUCUCCCACCGCUUCAUGAGCAUCGCAGAACAAAUGGGUCGUAUCCUGCAGCGGACGGCCAUUUCCACCAACAUCAAGGAACGUCUGGACUUUUCCUGCGCUCUAUUUGGCCCUGACGGCGGUCUGGUGUCCAAUGCCCCCCAUAUUCCUGUCCACCUGGGAGCCAUGCAGGAGACGGUUCAGUUCCAGAUUAGAAGCCUGCAGGAUGACCUGAAGGAAGGGGAUGUCAUUCUAAGCAAUCACCCGUGUGCUGGAGGAAGCCACUUACCUGACCUCACUGUCAUCACACCGGUGUUCCGGCCUGAAGCUCCCCGUCCGGUGUUCUUCGUGGCCUCCCGUGGGCACCAUGCUGACAUUGGUGGGAUCACGCCAGGUUCCAUGCCACCGCAUUCCAAGUCCCUGAAGGAAGAGGGAGCGGUCUUCAUUUCUUUUAAGCUGGUGAAGGAGGGAAAAUUCCAAGAGAAAGCUGUCACAGAGGCACUGAUGGCUCCAGGUUUAAUCCCGGGCAGCAGCGGGACACGCAACCUCCAUGACAAUUUGUCAGAUCUGAGGGCGCAGGUGGCAGCCAAUCAGAAAGGCAUCCAACUGGUGAAGGAGCUCAUUGAUGUUUAUGGAUUGGAAGUGGUUCAGGCGUACAUGGGACACAUCCAGGCCAAUGCUGAGGUGGCGGUGAGGGAAAUGUUGAAGGCUUUUGCGGAGCGCUGGGAGAAGCAGACGGGAGCGCUGGAAGUGGAAUCUCUGGAUUUCAUGGAUGACGGCUCUCCAAUCAGACUGAAGGUGAAGAUUAACAAGGAAGAGGGCAGUGCUGUAUUUGACUUCAGUGGCUCCGGGUAUGAAGUUUUUGGGAACUGUAAUGCCCCCCGUGCUAUCACCCUCUCCGCUCUCAUUUAUUGCCUUCGUUGCAUGGUGGGGCAAGAUAUUCCCCUAAAUCAGGGUUGUCUUGUGCCCAUUAAAUACAUCAUUCCCAAAGGAUCCAUCCUGGACCCCUCACCGGAUGCUGCUGUUGUUGGAGGAAAUGUGUUGACAUCACAGAGAAUCGUGGAUGUCAUUUUUAAGGCCUUUCAAGUCUGCGCAGCAUCACAGGGCUGUAUGAACAAUGUCACCUUUGGGAACCAGAAGAUCGGUUACUAUGAAACAGUGGCUGGAGGUGCAGGCGCUGGACAGCACUGGGAUGGGAGAAGCGGAAUCCACAGUCACAUGACCAACACCCGAAUUACUGACCCAGAGAUCCUGGAGAAGCGGUACCCGGUGGUCCUCAAGCGGUUUGAGCUGCGUCCAGGCUCAGGUGGUGUUGGGAGAUUUACAGGAGGAGAUGGAGUAAUCCGGGAGCUGAUGUUCAGAGAAGAUGUCAUUUUGUCGGUUCUCACGGAGCGAAGAGUAUUCCGCCCCUAUGGACUAAAUGGAGGAUCUCCUGGAGAUGCCGGCCUCAACCUCCUCCAUCGCCGUGAUGGGAGAACCAUUAACCUAGGAGGGAAGACCUCUGUUUCUUUGGAGCCCGGGGACAUCUUCACCCUUCACACCCCCGGAGGAGGCGGAUACGGCGAUCGGAACCAAGAUGGCGACACCCCAGUGCCUAACAAGAAUCCAAACCGCAGCUUUGAGGAACGGGGAAGUGUCUUCGAUUACCGCAUGGCACAGGAGACCGUAUGACGAAACAAAGAGCUGGGGUGGUCACUGAGGCUGGAGACACUGUAUACCCCCAGGGACACUGUAUGCACCCAGGGACAUUGUAUGCCCCCAGAGCCACUGUAUACCCCCAGAGACACUGUAUGCCCCCAGGGACAUUGUAUGCCCCAAGGUUGCUGGCAGUUGGCAAUCAUUACUGCCCCCUGGAGGUAGCAGGUGAAGGACAAUGGCCCCAGAUCUGAUUUAUCGGGCACAUUGGAGCCUUAAUGGGUUUUUUUUUUCCCUUAUUGUGUAUUUUUUUUUGCAGUCUGUGUCCCACCAGGGGGAUUCCCUUCCAUUUAUUUCCUGUCCCAGAGGUGAGCUCUUCAAAGGAGGAGGAAAUCCCUUCCUCAACAGGUGUCCCCAUUGGAGAAUUUCUUUUAUAUUCCUGUUUUCCCUAUAUUGAGGACCGACACCUAGUGGUGGUGGAAGGGAACUACUGUGAGGCUCCAAAUGUAAAGAGUAGGGAUGAUCUGAACACCCCCGGUUCGGUUUGCACCAGAACUUGUGAACAGGCGAACAAUUUGUUCGAACCCUGUUAAAGUCUAUCGGACACGAACAUGAACAAUCAAAAGUGAUAAUUUUAAAGGCUUAUAUGCAAGUUA